AUGGAUCUACCUGAAGAACUUCAGCAUACAUAUACAAAAUUUUCUGAAUGGAAAUUUAAGCUCUUUAAAUUGCGAUCAUUUGAAAAAACACCCUCUGAUGACAGCCAGCACAUACAGAAAGAUCAGGCAGAAGAGGCUGUUUCUUCAAACAAAGAAAUCAUCCUGCAUGAAGAUGAAGCAGUGCCAAGAGAGGAAGAGAUGGAGUUAAUGGACAAUAGGCAGGGACUUGAGGAAGAUGCCCAUGCCACGAAAACACAAGAAAAUAGAGCUCAUCAGAACAAUCUGAAGCAACUCUGCCGCAUCUGUGGGGUUUCAUUUAAAACAGAUUGUUCCAAGAGAACCUACCCAGUGCAUGGGCCAGUGGAUGAUGAAACUCUUUGGCUUCUGAGAAAGAAAGAAAAAACAGCAACCUCUUGGCCAGAUCUUAUUGCUAAGGUUUUCAAGAUUGAUGUGCGAGGGGAUGUCGACACUAUCCAUCCCACUCGAUUUUGUCACAACUGUUGGAGUAUUAUACAUAGAAAAUUCAGUAAUACUCUAUGUGAAGUGUAUUUUCCUAGGAACAGCACAAUGGAGUGGCAACCCCAUUCCCCAAACUGUGAUGUCUGCCAUACUGCCAGACGAGGAGUCAAGAGAAAAAGCCAGCCCCCACAUGUGCAACGUGGCAAACGUGUCAAAACCACUGGGAAACAUGCUCAGCUAAACAGAGGUGUAAAGAACCAACAACUCAAACAAGCACAGAUAAACAACAAAAAUUUAAUGAAAGAGAUUGUCAAUUGCAAGGAUAUACAUCUCAGCACCAAGCUGCUUGCAGUUGAUUACCCAGUAGACUUCAUUAAAUCCAUUUCUUGCCAGAUUUGUGAUCAUAUUUUGGCAGAUCCAGUGGAAACAACAUGCAGACACUUGUUUUGCAGAACUUGCAUUCUUAAAUGUAUCAGGGUUAUGGGCAGCUAUUGCCCCUCCUGUUGGUAUCCUUGCUUUCCUACUGAUCUGGUAACCCCAGUGAAAUCCUUCCUGAACAUCCUUGAUAAUCUGAGUAUAAGAUGCCCUGUAAAGGAAUGUGAUGAAGAAAUCUCGCAUGGAAAAUAUGGCCAACACCUCUCUGGCCACAAGGAGAUGAAAGAAGGAGAGCUCUAUAGCUACAUCAAUAAAGGUGGCCGACCGAGGCAGCACCUCCUGUCUUUGACAAGGAGAGCUCAGAAACAUCGUCUGAGGGAACUGAAACGUCAAGUCAAGGCUUUUGCCGAGAAAGAAGAGGGUGGUGAUAUAAAGGCUGUAUGUAUGACUUUGUUCCUGCUAGCUUUGAGAGCAAAAAAUGAACACAAACAAGCAGAUGAACUGGAGGCUAUAAUGCAAGGGAGGGGAUCUGGACUUCAUCCUGCUGUCUGUCUGGCCAUCCGAAUCAACACAUUUCUCAGCUGUAGUCAGUAUCAUAAAAUGUACAGAACGGUAAAAGCCGUCACUGGAAGGCAGAUCUUCCAGCCUUUGCAUGCUCUUCGCACUGCUGAAAAAGCCCUCCUACCAGGUUAUCACCCAUUUGAGUGGAAACCUCCCCUAAAAAAUGUAUCCACUAACACAGAAGUGGGAAUUAUAGAUGGACUAUCAGGACUGCCACUCUCAAUUGAUGAUUACCCCGUAGACACAAUUGCAAAGAGAUUCCGAUACGAUGCAGCCUUGGUCUGUGCCUUAAAGGACAUGGAAGAGGAGAUCUUGGAAGGCAUGAAAGAAAAAAACCUGGACGACUAUUUGAAUGGCCCCUUCACUGUGGUAGUAAAAGAGUCCUGUGAUGGAAUGGGAGAUGUCAGUGAGAAGCAUGGAAGUGGGCCGGCUGUCCCAGAGAAGGCUGUUCGCUUUUCCUUCACAGUCAUGAACAUUUCUAUAGCACAUGGGAAUGAAAGCAAGAGGAUCUUUGAGGAAGUAAAGCCGAAUUCAGAGUUGUGCUGUAAGCCCUUGUGCCUUAUGCUGGCUGAUGAAUCAGAUCAUGAAACUCUGACAGCAAUCCUGAGCCCCCUCAUAGCAGAAAGAGAGGCUAUGAAAAACAGUGAACUGCUGCUUGAAAUGGGAGGCAUCCUGAGAACAUUUAGGUUUGUCUUUAGGGGUACAGGAUAUGAUGAGAAACUCCUGCGGGAAGUGGAAGGGCUGGAGGCCUCAGGUUCCACUUAUAUUUGUACCCUGUGUGAUGCAACUCGCUUGGAGGCAUCCCAGAAUCUGGUCUUCCACUCCAUAACCAGGAGCCAUGCUGAAAAUCUGGAGCGAUAUGAAAUAUGGAGGUCCAACCCGUAUCACGAGUCUGUUGAUGAGCUCCGUGACAGAGUGAAGGGUGUUUCAGCCAAACCUUUUAUUGAGACUGUUCCCUCCAUAGAUGCAUUGCACUGUGACAUUGGCAAUGCAACAGAAUUCUACAGGAUUUUCCAGAUGGAGAUUGGUGAACUUUACAAGAAUCCUGAUGUGUCUAAAGAGGAGAGGAAGAGGUGGCAGUUGACUCUUGACAAACACCUCAGAAAAAAGAUGAACUUGAAGCCUAUGCUGAAGAUGAGUGGAAAUUUUGCUAGAAAGCUCAUGUCCAAAGAGACUGUAGAGGCAGUAUGUGAAUUAAUUAAGUGUGAGGAAAGGCAUGAAGCUCUAAAAGAACUAAUGGACCUUUAUCUGAAGAUGAAGCCAGUGUGGCGAUCCUCAUGCCCGGCCAAGGAGUGCCCAGAACUGCUGUGCCAGUAUAGCUACAAUUCACAGCGUUUUGCAGAGCUCUUAUCUACAAAGUUCAAGUACAGAUAUGAGGGCAAGAUUACAAAUUAUUUCCACAAAACACUUGCUCAUGUUCCUGAAAUCAUUGAAAGAGAUGGGUCCAUUGGGGCCUGGGCAAGUGAAGGAAAUGAGUCUGGAAACAAACUGUUUAGGAGGUUCCGAAAAAUGAAUGCCAGGCAGUCCAAGGUCUAUGAGAUGGAGGAUGUCUUGAAGCACCACUGGCUAUAUACCUCCAAGUACCUCCAGAAGUUCAUGAAUGCUCAUAAAACAUUAAAAAGCCAGAACUUCACCAUUGAUUCAGGGGGUAGUUUAAGUGACUCCUUGACACAGGAGGUCUUGGAAAACAAUGAUUCAGCAGAACUCUAA
Pyrgilauda ruficollis (rufous-necked snowfinch) is the source of this 3105-nucleotide messenger RNA. RefSeq names its product recombination activating 1 (gene RAG1). Gene Ontology annotation, molecular function: ubiquitin protein ligase activity; double-stranded DNA endonuclease activity; sequence-specific DNA binding. Bases 1 to 3105 code for a protein of 1034 amino acids. The transcript has a single exon. The record is from RefSeq and is a predicted model, not a curated record. Gene Ontology annotation, biological process: V(D)J recombination; pre-B cell allelic exclusion; adaptive immune response. NCBI's taxonomy places the organism in Eukaryota, Metazoa, Chordata, Aves, Passeriformes, Passeridae. Gene Ontology annotation, cellular component: DNA recombinase complex; nucleus; endodeoxyribonuclease complex.